Messenger RNA from Propithecus coquereli (Coquerel's sifaka), 2462 nucleotides. RefSeq names its product myeloid-associated differentiation marker (gene MYADM). Gene Ontology annotation, cellular component: plasma membrane; cell-cell junction. The transcript has 3 exons. The record is from RefSeq and is a predicted model, not a curated record. Bases 171 to 1139 code for a protein of 322 amino acids. Lineage: Eukaryota; Metazoa; Chordata; Mammalia; Primates; Indriidae.
CAACCCCGCCCAGCCCGCAGACCCUUCUGGUCCGCAGCUGUGGUCUUUGCUUCAGCCGCAGUCGCCACUGGCUGGUUGAGGUGCUCUUACCAGCCUUUUCCAGGUGUGUGAGUUAAUCCGUCUCCACAGCCAGAUCUUUCUCCGUGGGUUCCUCAGCUAAGACCGCUGCCAUGCCGGUGACGGUGACCCGCACAACCAUCACAACCACCACGUCGUCGUCCUCGGGCCUGGGGUACCCGACCAUCGUGGGGUCCCCUCGGGCCCUGACCCAUCCCCUGGGCCUCCUCCGCCUGCUGCAGCUGCUGUCCACCUGCGUGGCCUUCUCACUGGUGGCCAGCGUGGGUGCCUGGACAGGGCCCAUGGGUAACUGGUCCAUGUUCACCUGGUGCUUCUGCUUUGCGGUGACCCUGCUCAUCCUCAUCAUUGAGUUAGGUGGGCUCCAGUCCCGCUUCCCUCUCUCUUGGCGCAACUUCCCCAUCACCUUCGCCUGCUACGCGGCCCUCUUCUGCCUCUCGGCCUCCAUCAUCUACCCCACCACCUACGUCCAGUUCUUGUCUCACGGCCGUUCCCGGGACCACGCCAUCGCCGCCACCUUCUUCUCCUGCAUCGCUUGUGUGGCUUACGCCACCGAAGUGGCCUGGACCCGGGCGCGGCCCGGCGAGAUCACCGGCUACAUGGCCACCGUGCCAGGGCUGCUCAAGGUGCUGGAGACCUUCGUGGCCUGCAUCAUCUUCGCGUUCAUCAGCAGCCCCUACCUGUACCAGCACCAGCCGGCCCUGGAGUGGUGCGUGGCGGUGUACGCCAUCUGCUUCAUCCUGGCGGCCAUCGCCAUCCUGCUGAACCUGGGGGACUGCACCAACAUGUUGCCCAUCCCCUUCCCCAGCUUCCUGUCCGGACUCGCCCUGCUGUCCGUCCUCUUCUACGCCACCGCCCUCGUCCUCUGGCCCCUGUACCAGUUCGAUGAGAAGUACGGCGGCCAGCCCCGGCGGGCCAGAGACGUGAGCUGCGGCAGCAGCCACGCCUACUACGUGUGCGGCUGGGACCGCCGCCUGGCCGUGGCCAUUCUGACGGCCAUCAACCUGCUGGCGUACGUGGCCGACUUGGUUUACUCUGCUCGCCUGGUUUUUGUCAAGGUCUAAGACUCUUCCAAGCGGCCUCCGUUUCUCUUUCCAACAUCUUCAGUUCUCUCACCCAGGUUUUCUUUACUGAGUCUUCCUUGCGUUUUAAUGUCUCCUCUCCCUCCUGCCCCUUUUUCUGUCCUUCCCGAUCCAUCACUCUUUCCCGAUCCGUUUCUUUGACUCCCUUCGCCCCUCUCCUCUUGCUCUGUUUCCUCUCCUUCCUGUUUUGUUUUGUUUUGUUGCCUACAUCCUGUUUUGCCUGAGUUCUCUUUUUCUACCGUCUUCUACCUUUUCUUCCUCUCAUCUCUUUUCUGGGUUUCCUGUUGGUUUUCCCAUCUGCCUGUUUCCUGAUCACCUCUUUCCAUUUCCUUGGGAGCCCUGAGGCUUCUUUCUCCCCCACCCUCCACCCACCUCCGAAGGUGCUGAGCUCCACACAUCCCACACCCCUCUUCGCAGCUGUCCUGCCGUGGGCCUCCCGCGGGGCCUCGUUGCCAAAGCAUGCCUGCCCGCCCUAGCUGUGCCUUAGUUAGUGUGUGUGUGUGUGUGUGUGUGUGUGUUUGGGGGGUGGAGGGUGCGUAGCUGGGGAUUGGACCCCCUUUCUCCCAGCGGAGGAGGGUAUGCAGUAGACCUCCCCUUUAAGUUAAAAAAAAUUGCUGGAGGUCAAUAAUUUCUGGUGGGGGGGAAGCUUUAAGCACAGACCCUGAGUCUAGCCCCCCGCCCCACCUGGCGCUCAGCCUUGCCUGAGAUUGGCUCUAGAAGUUUUGCCAGGCUUACUAUAACCCACUGCCUAGAGGCCAUCUUAAAGGAAGCAAGGGACGGGUGCCUUUCAUCCCAGCUAUUCUCUGUGGUAUCAGAAAAAGGAGUGAGGCAAAGAACCACAGGGUCUCGAAGACAACUGUCUGAAGUAUUUGCGAGGGGCAGUAAUGUGGCCCUCUAGCCUCGGUGUUAAAAAUAACGUGUCCUGCUUUGGCAGAGAGGAAAAGAAGAAAAUGGCCACUGCCGAACUUCAAGGCAAUAUCAGCCUGGGUGUUUUUUUCUUUUCUUUUUCUGGUCAUGAGGGCAAAAAUUACUGGGUGGCCCUAUUAUGAAAGAGAGGUUUCUUUUCAGUUUUUCUUUUUUGGGGGGGAUGGGUGGGAGGAUGGGAUUGGUGCUGCCAUAUCCAGAGGAACGCAUUGCUUGAGUGUGUGGUGCACACGCACGGGUAUUUCUGUGUGCUAGUUGCUUCUUGCUGCUGCUUCCUGCUUCUCUGGGACUCACAUGCAUAACGUGAUAUAUAUAAAUGUAUAAAUAUAUAUUUUAUUUUUUUUUAAUUCCCCAGAGCUUUUGGUUUCCAUCAGCUCCUGC